Molecule: messenger RNA, 2710 nt
Organism: Aspergillus steynii IBT 23096
Lineage: Eukaryota; Fungi; Ascomycota; Eurotiomycetes; Eurotiales; Aspergillaceae
Product: putative phosphoketolase
Exons: 7
Coding region: 152-2569 (805 amino acids)
Biological process (GO): carbohydrate metabolic process
Molecular function (GO): aldehyde-lyase activity
Source: RefSeq, a predicted model, not a curated record
ACCUGGUUCGAGCUCUAACAGGACCCGAACUUUCUCUUUUCCAGGCGGUCGAUCAAUUGAUAGCCCUACAGCCUUGCAGUUAAAAUAGGAAGGGGAAAAAAAAGACCAUCCGAUCUGGUUCCUAUCCUCUGCUCUUAGAUGCUCCACAGCCAUGCCUGGUGAAGUGAUUGACAGGCCUAACCCCAAGGCGAAACCGUCGCAUAUCCCGGAUGUUGUGCAGCAGCUACAGGUCCAGCUCGAGCAGACGAGCUUAGACCAGUCUGCUAACGAUGGCCUGCUGAAGUUCCGUCGAGCAGCUGCUUACAUCGCGGCGGCGAUGAUUUUCCUGCAGGAUAAUGUAUUGCUGCAGCGGGACCUAAAACAUGAGGAUAUCAAGCCUAGACUACUUGGUCACUGGGGGACAUGUCCCGGCCUUGUCUUGGUGUACUCCCACCUCAACUACGUUAUCAAAAAGCAUGACUUGAAUAUGCUCUUUGUUGUGGGACCUGGACAUGGCGCGCCGGCUUUGCUGUCCUGUCUCUGGCUUGAAGGCUCGCUGGGGAGAUUUUAUCCUCAGUACUCCCGCGACGGUGAAGGCCUGAAGAAUCUCAUCUCGACCUUUAGCACUUCAGCUGGGUUGCCAAGUCACAUUAAUGCAGAGACGCCUGGUGCUAUUCAUGAAGGCGGCGAGUUGGGUUAUGCGUUGGCAGUAUCGUUCGGUGCUGUGAUGGACAACCCCGAUUUGAUUGUGACUUGCGUGGUUGGAGACGGAGAAGCAGAGACAGGACCGACAGCCACGUCAUGGCAUGCAAUCAAAUACAUCGACCCUGCAGAAUCUGGAGCCGUUCUCCCAAUUCUACAUGUCAACGGGUUCAAGAUCAGCGAGCGUACAAUCUUCGGGUGCAUGGAUAACAAGGAACUGGUUUCCCUCUUCACUGGCUACGGUUAUCAAGUCCGCAUUGUCGAGAACCUCGAGGAUAUUGAUGCGGAUCUUCACUGCUCUAUCUCGUGGGCAGUCGGUGAGAUCCAUAAAAUCCAGAAUGCUGCGCGCUCCGGAAAGCCUAUCAUGAAACCCAGAUGGCCUAUGAUCGUUUUGCGAACACCAAAGGGUUGGUCAGGGCCCAAGGAAUUGCACGGGCAGUUCAUCGAGGGAUCAUUCCAUUCACAUCAGGUACCUCUUCCGAAUGCCAAGAAGGACAAAGAAGAACUUCAGGCUCUUCAAAAGUGGCUUUCCUCGUACGGUCCAAGGGAACUGUUCACAGAAUCUGGGAACAUCAUUGAAGAUGUGAAAUCCAUCAUCCCUUCGGAAGAGUCGAAGAAGCUCGGUCAGCGACCCGAGGCCUACAAAGCUUACAAGCCUCUCGACCUUCCGGACUGGAAGAAGCUAUGUGUCGAAAAGGGCUCCCAGCAGAGUGCGAUGAAGGCAAUCGGCACUCUAAUAGACCAAGUUUUCACGAAGAACCCCCACAACGUCCGGUUAUUCUCUCCGGAUGAGCUGGAGAGCAAUAAGUUGGACGCCGCACUUGAGCACUCUGGAAGAAACUUCCAGUGGGAUCAAUUCUCCAACGCCAAAGGAGGCCGUGUCAUUGAGGUGCUGAGUGAACACUUAUGCCAGGGAUUCCUCCAGGGGUAUACCUUGACCGGCCGAGUGGGUAUGUUCCCCUCUUACGAGAGUUUUCUGGGAAUUGUCCACACGAUGAUGGUGCAGUAUGCCAAGUUCAUGAAGAUGGCCCAGGAAACGAAGUGGCACGAAGGUGUGGCUAGUAUCAAUUACAUCGAGACCAGCACAUGGGCUCGGCAGGAGCACAAUGGCUUCUCCCAUCAGAACCCAUCCUUCAUUGGAGCGGUUCUCAAAUUGAAGCCUACCACAGCCCGGGUUUAUCUCCCACCCGAUGCGAACACUUUCUUGACAACUCUGCAUCAUUGCCUGAAAUCAAAGAACUACAUCAACCUGAUGGUGGGUUCGAAGCAGCCGACACCCGUGUAUUUGUCACCCGAGGAAGCAGAGAACCACUGCCGAGCCGGUGCUUCUAUCUGGAAGUUCUGCAGCACGGACGACGGUCUUGAUCCAGACGUGGUUCUGGCUGGGAUCGGUGUCGAGGUGAUGUUUGAAAUCAUCUACGCGGCUGCCAUUCUGCGAAAACGCUGCCCUGCCCUCCGAGUGCGGGUGGUCAACGUGACGGACCUCAUGAUCCUGGAGACUCAGGGAUCCCACCCCCAUGCGCUCUCCACGGAUUCAUUUGACAACCUGUUCACUGCCGACAAGCCCAUCCAUUUCAACUACCACGGCUAUCCAAAUGAGCUGCAGGGGCUGCUUUUCGGACGGCCACGCCUGGAGCGGGUCAGCAUCAAGGGUUACAUGGAAGAGGGAAGCACGACGACCCCCUUCGACAUGAUGCUGCUGAACCAGGUAUCCCGGUACCACGUUGCGCAGACCGCCAUCAAAGCAGGCGCGAAGCGGAAUGAGAAGGUUUCAAUCCAGGAGCAGGAGUUGACCUCGGAACUGGCCCAAAACAUCGUGAAAACACGCAAGUACAUUCUGGAAAAUCGACAAGGUGAGUGUUCCGGAUCUUCGUUCGAUGUCUGCUGAAGAGCUUGAUGGAUCGUUGCUAACCCUUGAUCAGACCCUGACGACGUGUAUGACACGCCGGAGUUCAAGUAAGAGUAGUAUAGUCCUGUGUACUAGUAAUGGUUUCAUGAUAGUGAUGAAUCAGUAAUUAAUUCGAAUCCU